CCAUAAGGACAACUUAAAACGUUUCUCCCGACCUCAGACAGCCGCAGAAAAGAAGCUGGAAGAAGAGAAGGAGUGGAACUACCACGCAGGAGAGGACUUGGUCCUCGUGGAAUCGGACUCCGAGCCGUGGAUCCUUAGGAGAAAGGAGCCAGAAGAGCCCAAGGAGACCCCGGCUGUCACCAAGCCGAAGAAGACCAAGCAGAUGCUGGUCUUGAAGGAGUCUGACACUGAGCCAGACAUUCUCCGCUUCAAGGAGUGGGUCACCGUGACCGACGACUCCUCCGAGCUCGAGAUCCUAGAGCCGGAGGAGGGACCCUCCAAUCGCCGCCAGAGGAGGACGAAAAAGACUCCCCGCCACACUUGGAGUUCUGACUCCGAAGCCGAAGCCGAAGUCGACGAAGACCACAACUGGAUGCCAGCACGCCGCAACCAGCGCUCCAGCAGACAACGACGCAGAUUUUAA
Auanema sp. JU1783 is the source of this 463-nucleotide messenger RNA. The record is from the annotation of a GenBank genome assembly. NCBI's taxonomy places the organism in Eukaryota, Metazoa, Nematoda, Chromadorea, Rhabditida, Rhabditidae.